Hansenula anomala is the source of this 1986-nucleotide messenger RNA. RefSeq lists its product as uncharacterized. Gene Ontology annotation, molecular function: protein binding. The transcript has a single exon. NCBI's taxonomy places the organism in Eukaryota, Fungi, Ascomycota, Saccharomycetes, Phaffomycetales, Wickerhamomycetaceae. The record is from RefSeq and is a predicted model, not a curated record. Bases 1 to 1986 code for a protein of 661 amino acids.
AUGGGUUUACUAGGAAGGAGACAUACACACCAUCAAGUAUCGACGCUUAAGAAGAACCAGAACAAUGAUGCGCUCGCUAACCCUCCUUCUCAAUCAUCUUUGAUCGCUGCCCAGGCUGCUGCUUCAUUAUUUCAAAACUCAAACAAUUCUGCUGUUGGUCAACAAACAACACCUGCUGCUAAAAAUGCAAGUGCUGGCUUGAGAAGAACUACCUCAGUUAAUGGUGUGCCUACUGCUACAAGACCAAAAGUUGUUGUUCACCCUAACGUGAAGAAAAGUCCAUUACCACCAAAACUUGUGAACAAUAAUACUAAUCAAAAUCAUAAUGCUCAAGCUAAUAUUGAAAAUUUAUCAUUGAAUGAAGAACCCCCAAAAUUAACAAGAGCUAGAAGUCGAUCACCAGCGCCUACAUCAAGAAGAACCACACCACCAAAUCAUACUGUUCCUUCGGCAACUUCCAUUCAGGCAAUUGCAAGUGCUGCUGCUAAAUCUGCUGCUAAUUCAACCGCUGAUUUACUAUCGCCACCAAAUCCAUCUCAUACCAAUAAAGUCUAUCCUUCAAGUCCUUCCAUCUCAUUGGGUUCUUCAAACUCUCUAGAUUCUGCACCUUUUUCAUUGAAACCACCAAAUUUCCAAGGUACUAUUAAUAGAUCAACUUCAGAUGUGGCUAGUAUUUCAGAAGCUCAAUUACACCCGCCAAAGUUUUAUUUUGAUUCUGAUCAGAAUGGUUCGGAUUACUUUGAUGGAUAUGAUAGAUCCUCCAUAAGAUCAAGUUCAGCUGGUUCUGAUUAUUUAUCAACACCUAAAUACCAAAGAGGUUCAGGUGGUUCUUCUUCACAUUUAGCUUUGGAUACAAUUCCAUCAAGGAUUGAUGAGCAUGAAAAUGAAUAUUAUGAAUCCGAUCCUAAUGAUUAUGAUUAUGAUCACGAGGGUGAUUAUUCGGACUCUGACUUACCACAGUCUCAAAUUGAGUUUAAUAUUGAUAGAUCUUUAGAUCCAUUGACACCAACAAGUAAAUAUGAUUUGUCUCAACUGCAACAGUCAACUAGACCAUCUUUACCAAUGAGGAAACCACCACCAUCAGAUAUUCCACCUUUACAACCAGCUCAAAAUAUGCAUCUUGGUAGCAGUUCUUCAUUAUUACCAAACCCUGCACCUCCAAUGAGUAGAAGAAAUACAUCACCAAAAAGAAAACCACCUCCAGGCUCUCCUUAUUUGAACCAAUACGACACUGAUAGUGUUUUAAAUAGUGGGCUUGACGGUGAGGAAGAUGACGAUGAUGAUGAUCCAUUACCACAAUAUCCAUUAUCAGUUGAGGCUCAAGAAUUGAGAAGAAGACAUCGUCAUCAUCAUGGAUUUCGUAAAAAUGCCAAAAAUAUUUUCAAAAAAGGUAUGAAAGUUACAGCUGCUGCGAAUCCUACAUCAUAUCUUUCAAAUGAUAAUGAAGAGCCAAAAAUUGGACAUUUCAGAACAACAAUGAGAAAAGAGAAGAAAAAAUCAGUGUUCAAUGAGGAUAAACCAUGGAAACAUCAUAAUGAUAGAGAAUACAUCACAGAACAAGAAAGAAAAAGAUAUGAUGGUGUUUGGGUUGCCAAUAAAGGUUUAUAUAUGAAUUUAGUUGAUCCCGCAACGUUGAAACAAGGUGCUGAAGAACAAGAAUCAGAAAAUGUCGCAUUGAAAGCAUCAAUGCUGUCCACAAAGACUGAACAAUCACCAAUGCAGGAAACGAGCUUGAUGUUGAAUUUGGUUGUUAGAGAUCUUUGGUCAAGAAGUAGACUACCACCAGAUCUACUAAGACAGGUAUGGGAACUGGUUGAUACUAGGAAAGAUGGUACGAUUGAGAGGAAAUCAUUCAUUAUUGGGAUGUGGUUAGUUGAUCAAUGUCUUUAUGGGAGAAAAUUACCAAAGCAGUUAGAUAAUUCAGUUUGGAAUAGUGUUAGUCAACUGGGGGUUAAUGUUGUUAUAAAGCCAAAGAAGAGAAAGUGA